Molecule: messenger RNA, 1131 nt
Organism: Medicago truncatula (barrel medic)
Lineage: Eukaryota; Viridiplantae; Streptophyta; Magnoliopsida; Fabales; Fabaceae
Product: ATP synthase delta chain, chloroplastic
Exons: 1
Coding region: 231-980 (249 amino acids)
Biological process (GO): proton motive force-driven ATP synthesis
Cellular component (GO): membrane
Molecular function (GO): proton-transporting ATP synthase activity, rotational mechanism
Source: RefSeq, a predicted model, not a curated record
AACCAAAUCCUCUUCUCUCCCAAAUACGUCCACACGUUAGAUUGCCAUUAUCUUAUCCCUCAAAUAAGAGGCCAUCGUGUUCCUCUCCACUCAAUGCUAUCAGUAUCACACCUUCUUCUUCCCACCAAUCACAGCAAAUACAAAACAAAGAAACGCAAACAAAACACUCUCUUCAUUUCAUUUCACUAACCACACCACACUAAUUUCUUCUUCAUCUACCAACGCCAACAAUGGCGUCUCUACAACACACCACAGCUUCAAUCUACUCCAAAUCAAUCCCCAAAACCACAACAACCCUCACCCCAAAACCCAUCCUCAACCUCAUCCUAUCCCGCACCACCUUCACCUCCCCAAAACUCAAACUCUCCAAAACCAAACCCCGCCGCACCGGCGGCGGCGCACUCGGCUCCACAAUGAACUCCCCAGCCGCCGCCAGCUACGCCAGCGCAUUAGCCGAUUUAGCCAAAUCCAACAACACCCUCGACGCCACCACUGCAGACAUCGACAAAAUCGAAGAACUCUUCACCGACCCCAAGGUGUUCGACUAUUUCUCCAGCCCAACUGUCGAAGACUCCACCAAACGCAAUCUCAUUGCUGAAUUCGCUACUUCCUCUAGCUUCCAACCACACACACAAAACUUCCUCAACCUCCUCAUCGAAGCCAACAGAAUCGACAUCAUCCUCGAAAUCGUCAAGGAAUUCGAACUUCAUUACAAUACUUUAACUGACACAGAGCUUGUUGUGGUGACUUCAGUGGUGAAAUUGGAGUCUCAGCAUUUGGCGCAGAUUGCGAAACAGGUGCAGAAACUUACUGGGGCGAAGAAUGUGAGGAUUAAAACCAAUCUUGACCCGAGUUUAGUGGCGGGUUUUACUGUCAGGUAUGGUAAUUCUGGGUCUAAGUUUAUUGAUAUGAGUGUUAAGAAGAAACUUGAGGAAAUUGCUUCUCAACUUGAUUUGGGUGAUAUCAAACUUGCUGUGUGAGAAUUCUUCAGGCUUUGUUUCAAUUUGGUUUACUCAAAUUGUAAUUUUUUUUGGGUUAUAAGUAUAUUCAUGUAUGUAUGAAUGAAUCCUCAACUGUGCACAAUCUUCUUACAAUAAUAUAUUGGCUCCCCUGCUUUUUAAAUUUUGGAAA